GGAAACAUGCAUUUUGCGCCUCUCUUGACUGCCUGUCAGACAACACUGAGGGCACAGGAACACCCGGGCGCCGUCUGCUCGGCUGGUACCUCAACACAUUGUUCCAUCCGCUGGGAACCGCUCGUGAAUCCCGUCUCUGUUUUGUCUGAAACCGAGCAGGACCAGUGACCGCGGAGCAUCUUUUCUUCUUGGUGGUGGAGCGGAACACAGGCUGUUGCCAUGACAACAGACGAGGCAGAGAGUCAUCAGAAGAAGCCAAGGCCGCAGGAGGAAGCGGGCCAGGACGCCGGGCCACCCCCCUCCCCGGAGGAGCAGCCGUUUCGGCCUCGGAACCGCAACUCUGCCGGCCGCGGCCUGUCUCGCCUCUUCUCCUCCUUCCUGAAGAGGCGCUCGCAGUGUGACAGUGAGGCGGGAGACAAGGACGACAAGGAAGUAGAAGAAGAAGCUAAAGCCCCCAUCGCCGACCCCGAACCUGAGCUAAGGACGGAGGGGGAGGCAGCGCUGGACCAGCACUCACUCAGCAGCGCCGAGCCUCAGGCUGUGCAGGUAGAGAAGAAAGAAGCUGGGGCGGAGGGAGAGGAGGAAGAGGGUGGAAAGGACAAAGACAACACCACGGAGAAAGGAGACGAAGCUGCCCUGGAGAAGGAGGUCAAGGAGCACGAGGAGGAGAAGGAGUGUGGCGUUGAGAGAGAGGAGGAGGGCGAGAAGAUGGCCGAGGACGAGGCACAAGCUCCCAGAGCUCCACGCCAAGCCAAGAGCAUGCAGAUCACUGUCACGCUGCUGGACGACACACUCUACCAGUGUGAGCUGGAUAAACAUGCCAAAGGCCAGGAGCUGUUCCUGAAGGUGUGUGACCACCUCAACCUGCUGGAGAAAGACUACUACGGCCUGAUCGUCACGGAGACAACCACCAUGAAGACAUGGAUGGACCUAACCAAGGAAAUCCGCCAGCAGGUACGAGGGGCCAACUAUAAUUUCACCUUCAAUGUGAAAUUCUACCCACCAGACCCAGCCCAGCUGUCUGAAGACAUAACCAGGUACUACUUGUGUCUCCAGCUGCGGAAGGACAUCCUGCAGGGCCGCCUGCCCUGCUCCUUUGUCACCCUGUCCCUGUUGGGCUCCUACGCCUUGCAGUCAGAGCUGGGCGAGUACGACCCUGAGGUGCACGGCACCAACUACGCUAAGGAGAUGAAGAUGGCCCAGGGUCAGACCAAGGAGCUGGAGGACAAAAUGAUGGAGCUGCAUCGUACCUACAGGUCCAUGAGUCCGGCCCAGGCAGACCUGAUGUUCCUGGAGAACGCCAAGAAACUGUCCAUGUACGGAGUAGACCUGCACCAGGCCAAGGAUCUGGAAGGUGUUGACAUCAUGCUGGGGGUUUGCUCCAGUGGUCUGAUGGUUUACAAAGACAAGUUGAGGAUCAACCGUUUCCCCUGGCCCAAAGUCCUCAAGGUCUCAUACAAACGCAGCAGCUUCUUCAUCAAAAUCCGACCGUCCGAGGUAGAACAAUAUGAGAGUGCCAUUGGCUUCAAACUACCCAAUUACAAGGCAGCCAAAAAGCUGUGGAAGGUGUGUGUGGAGCAUCACACCUUCUUCAGGCUGACUUCCACUGAGAUGGUCACCACUCCCCGGAAGUUCCUGGCGUUGGGCUCCAAGUUCCGCUACAGCGGCCGGACUCAGGCUCAGAGCAGACAGGCCAGCUCUCUGAUCGACAGACCGGCUCCUCUGUUUCAGCGCUCGUCCAGCAAGAGGAACUCCCGCAGCCUGGAUGGAGCGAUGGCAUCCACUCCCGACAAUAAAUCAACUCGUCCGGUCAGCGCUCCUGUUAUGUGUGCGGUGUCUCCGGGUGAGGGUAGUCCCUUGCCGCUGCAGCCCGCCCUGCCACGCUCUGACCACCAUGACGGCUCCACAGCCAAAGGCCAGCGCUCUGCAGACAGGAAGGCCGCGGGGAAGGCAGAGGGUCAGCCACUAGAACACACCAAGAGCCACAGCCCCAGACCAGAGGCCACUCCAGACAUCAAGCAGACAGUGUCCCGAAGAGAGCGCAGACACUCGCCCUCUGUCACCACCGCCAACGGGAAGAGAGAGAAAAAGAGCCAGCACUCUCCUCAGGACAGAACAAAGGCGGAGAUGGUGCGGGUGAGGAAGAAAAGAGCUAAGAAACUUGAGGGUGAAACUAUUUAUAUCAGACAUAGCAAUUUAAUGUUGGAGCUUAACCCGAAAGGCUUGGCAUGCACUAUUUUCCUCUCUGAUUCGCAUGACCUGGAUAAGACCCAGACCGAGAUCAUGCGUCACCACACUAGCGUCAGUGAGCUGAAGAGGAGUUUCAUGGAGUCGGUUCCGGAGCCUCGGCCCAGUGAGUGGGACAAGCGUCUGUCCACCAACUCGCCUUUCCGCACAGUGAGCAUCAACGGGCAGCUACAGCCAGCGUCUCCUGUGCUAAAGACCCAGACAAUCACCAUCUCAGACAUCACCAACUCCCUGAGAGGAACUGUGACCUACAAGGACAUCCCUUUAGUUCACACUGAGACCAAGACCAUCACAUACGAGUCAGCACAGGUGUCUCUCCCACAGCCUGUGGACAGCCCGGUAGAGAGGGACUCAGCUGUGCUGCUGAGUGCCCAGACCAUCACCUCGGAGACUGUCAGUACCACCACCACCACCCAGAUCACCAAGACCGUGAAAGGAGGGAUCUCUGAGACUCGCAUUGAGAAGAGGAUCGUCAUCACUGGAGACACUGAAAUUGAUCAUGACAAGGCUUUGGCUCAGGCCAUUAAAGAGGCGAAGGAGCAGCACCCAGACAUGUCUGUUACCAAAGUGGUCGUGCACCAGGAGACAGAAAUCAGCCCAGAGUAAGACACACUUAUCCUUUGGAAGUUCUCUUAUCUGCCCCUACUCAUCUCCCCCAGCCAUCACAGCCACUGCCCUGCCUUGCAAAUGAACCAGCAGACCAUCAGAGGGAACAAGCUUCAAUGUUGAACUCUGAACCUUAACCUUAAGUGUGGAGUUUGGCCUAAAGGAAAACCGUCCCAGUAUUCCCCACAAUCCCCUGGUUCCACUAAAGAUCAACCGCUGGACUGAUGACAAAAACUUUUUUAAAGA
Messenger RNA from Etheostoma cragini (Arkansas darter), 3099 nucleotides. It is a transcript of the gene epb41a, whose product is annotated as erythrocyte membrane protein band 4.1a. Gene Ontology annotation, biological process: cortical actin cytoskeleton organization. Lineage: Eukaryota; Metazoa; Chordata; Actinopteri; Perciformes; Percidae. The coding region runs from base 220 to 2853 and encodes 877 amino acids. Gene Ontology annotation, molecular function: actin binding; structural molecule activity. Gene Ontology annotation, cellular component: plasma membrane; cytoskeleton. The record is from RefSeq and is a predicted model, not a curated record. The transcript has 22 exons.